AGCGCUUCCGGGUCAGGAGGGGCGUUUCCGGGGCCGAGGGAAGAUGGCGGCGACGAUGCGGAUCCAGAGCGACUGGAAUCAGGUGCUGAGGAGGAACGAAGGCGAAGCCUGGCUGAGCUGCAGGAGCCCAGGGAAAUCUACUUUGUAUGGCAGCCUGACAUGCCAGGGAGUAGGCUCAGAUGGAAUUCCAGAGAUCUCAGCCUCUGAAGGAUUUUUUGUAAAUGAAAUAACCAAGAAAAGCAUACUCGUUUCUUGCCCUCAUGAAAAUGUUUCCACAAAAUUUUUGGCGCCAUACACAAGCUUUUGCAGAAUUCAUCAAAAAAGCAUAAUCUGCAUUGAUAUUUCCAGUGGCGGGGGCCUUGGCGUAUCUUCCAGCACUGAUGGAACCAUGAAAAUCUGGCAGGCGGCUAAUGGAGAAAUAAGAAGACUGUUGGAAGGCCAUGUGUAUGAUGUGAAUUGUUGCAGGUUUUUCCCGUCGGGCCUUGUGGUUCUGAGUGGGGGAAUGGAUGCCCAGCUAAAGAUCUGGUCAGCAGAAGAUGCCAGCUGCGUAGUAACGUUUAAAGGUCACAAAGGAGGUAUCCUGGACACAGCCAUUGUGGAUCGGGGAAGAAAUGUCAUUUCCAGUUCUAGAGACGGCACUGCCCGCCUCUGGGAUUGUGGGAAAUCUGCUUGCCUAGGCGUUGUUGCAGAUUGUGGUUCUCCUGUGAAUGGCAUUGCUCUGGGUAUUGCUGACAAUACAAUAAAUCUGGGCUCACCUGAAAAUGCACCUAGUGAACGAGAAAUUGGGACAGAAGGGAAAAUCCUGCUGUUGGCUCGGGAAGACAAAAAGCUCCAAGGUGUGGGAUUACAGAGCAGGCAGCCGGUGUUUCUCUUUGUUGGAUCCGAUGCAUUUAACUGCUGUACCUUCCUCUCAAGCAUCUAUCUCCUAGCAGGGACUCAGGAUGGAAAUAUAUAUCAGCUGGAUGUGAGAAAUACAAAGGCUCCAGUUCAGAUCAUUCAUAGAUCAGGAGCACCAGUGCUUUGUCUGCUCCCUUAUAGAGAUGGAUUUAUCGCCAGCCAAGGUGAUGGAACCUGCUUUAUUAUUCAGCAAGAUCUUGAUCACGUAAUUGACCUCACAGAAGCAGACUGUGACCCUGUAUACAAGGUAGCUACAUGGGAGAAACAAAUCUAUACAUGCUGCAGAGAUGAGAUGGUGAGGAGAUACCAGCUUUCUGACCUCUGACCAUUUGUAGUGUGUGGAAAACAUGAACUAAGAAACAAGGUUAAAGUCUAGCUAGGUUAGAACCUAGGCCAUGUAGCACUUCCAAAUAAAAGCAAUGCUACCUUUCUAGGACUGUACAGUAUAUAUGAAGUGUGUAUAUAUAAGCUUUGAGAACACUGUUGUGAUAAAAUCUAAGAACAAGGCUGUACAUAGAAUUCUUGAUCUUGUGCUGCUUAUUACUACCAAAGUUUAGACCAUUCUCUUGCAUUAACAUUUAUAAGCUGCUUACUGGAAGACCCUUUAUGUCUGCAACAUAUGUACGGAACUGUUUUCAACAUUCAAUGAACAAUUUUGGUAUUUCUAACAAGUCUAUGAUCCGGGGGCCGGAGAGACGAGAUUAUGGAGGUGACCAUACUGCAGAAUUGAUUGAAAUAAAGGGAUUGACUUUUGAUCACUUCUUUUCUAGAGAAGUUUGUGCAUUUUCAAGACAGUUAAUUUAAAAGCAAAAUGGCUGUGUCCAUGUCACAUUCAACACCUCAUAACCUUUCUUGUGACUCUGUUCUACAAUAAAAAGUGUGAUUUUGUGAA
Molecule: messenger RNA, 1789 nt
Organism: Gopherus evgoodei (Goodes thornscrub tortoise)
Lineage: Eukaryota; Metazoa; Chordata; Testudines; Testudinidae
Gene: PAAF1
Product: proteasomal ATPase associated factor 1
Exons: 12
Coding region: 44-1222 (392 amino acids)
Molecular function (GO): protein binding
Source: RefSeq, a predicted model, not a curated record